AUGAUAGUAACGAUUACACUCCUUUCUUCCACCACCAUCUUGGCUCAGAACACAUUACCGAAUACAGGACUCUGGAAAGGCUGUAAACAGAUCAAAAUAGAAGUGGAGCAAGAGACGGCAGUUUCAUGUACCUCCAUUCAAACCUAUAAUGAGAGUACGAUUGCCUUCAGAUAUGAAAAGAGUGUUCCAUUUACUCUGUACUAUACGUUUUUUGAUACAAAACUUUAUGAAGUGUGUGAUGCCAAGAGUGUCUCUGCUUUGUUUAAAAAGUACUCGAUUGAUUCAUGUUUGAGUUUAUAUUGUAAUAAUUUCCCUCGAUUGAGUAACUCUUCAAUUACGUAUUUAAAUCGGACGUAUGGUAUUUCAAAUCCUAGGGAUAAACAGACUGCUGUUGGAGAAUUUGCAUGGAUGAUGAAUUACUGUCAAUAUUGUCAGCGCGAUGAUUUUGUGGAAUUUCACACUCAACUUGCAAUCGCUGCCAACACGACCACUUGUUUCCAAUAUGUUCAUGAUGAUUUCUGUAAUUAUAAUCAGCCAGUUCCCGACGGAUCCUUCUAUCAACCUCUCAUUCAUGGAGAGUCCUUGUUGGAAGGAAAGACUUUAAAUCCUUGGAUUUGUUUUUGUGGAGAUAGUCGGUUCGGAUUCAAGUGUGACUACUUUUCGACAAACUUUAUUCCAUUCACAUUCCAGGCAUAUCCAAUCAUUGCGUUUGUGAUUUCCGGAAUUCUUGCCAUUGUAACGGUUGUAUGUAAUGUCGUUCCAUUGUGUUAUAGAAAUUAUAAGAAAAUCCGUGCCAGCGUCAAACAUCACUUUAAAACUCUCAAGAGAGCAGUGUAUGAAGAGGUGUUUACUCUGAACUGGUUGAUCAUUUUCUUUGUCUUCUCAUACUUUGUUUUUCUAACACUUGAGAACAUUUUGGGAAUUCCUUUGAAUAAUGUUUAUGACGCAAGAAUAGCGUUAGGACUCUGGAAAGGCUGUAAACAGAUCAAAAUAGAAGUGGAGCAAGAGACGGCAGUUUCAUGUACCUCCAUUCAAACCUAUAAUGAGAGUACGAUUGCCUUCAGAUAUGAAAAGAGUGUUCCAUUUACUCUGUACUAUACGUUUUUUGAUACAAAACUUUAUGAAGUGUGUGAUGCCAAGAGUGUCUCUGCUUUGUUUAAAAAGUACUCGAUUGAUUCAUGUUUGAGUUUAUAUUGUAAUAAUUUCCCUCGAUUGAGUAACUCUUCAAUUACGUAUUUAAAUCGGACGUAUGGUAUUUCAAAUCCUAGGGAUAAACAGACUGCUGUUGGAGAAUUUGCAUGGAUGAUGAAUUACUGUCAAUAUUGUCAGCGCGAUGAUUUUGUGGAAUUUCACACUCAACUUGCAAUCGCUGCCAACACGACCACUUGUUUCCAAUAUGUUCAUGAUGAUUUCUGUAAUUAUAAUCAGCCAGUUCCCGACGGAUCCUUCUAUCAACCUCUCAUUCAUGGAGAGUCCUUGUUGGAAGGAAAGACUUUAAAUCCUUGGAUUUGUUUUUGUGGAGAUAGUCGGUUCGGAUUCAAGUGUGACUACUUUUCGACAAACUUUAUUCCAUUCACAUUCCAGGCAUAUCCAAUCAUUGCGUUUGUGAUUUCCGGAAUUCUUGCCAUUGUAACGGUUGUAUGUAAUGUCGUUCCAUUGUGUUAUAGAAAUUAUAAGAAAAUCCGUGCCAGCGUCAAACAUCACUUUAAAACUCUCAAGAGAGCAGUGUAUGAAGAGGUGUUUACUCUGAACUGGUUGAUCAUUUUCUUUGUCUUCUCAUACUUUGUUUUUCUAACACUUGAGAACAUUUUGGGAAUUCCUUUGAAUAAUGUUUAUGACGCAAGAAUAGCGUUAGGAUAUGGAUUUUUCAGAUCGCUGAGUUUGCUUUGGCUCAUUGCCGCCCUUGUCACAACAUUGGUCAUGUGGGUCAAUUUAUUGUUGGGAUCUAUGAGAACGACCACAGAUGCUCUCGUGAUUCAUCCCGGUCUCAAAGUUUUAUUGGUCAUUGUUUAUUUGAUUUUACUUGGCAUGUCAAUUCUUCCAUUUAUUUAUGCAGCGGAUAAGAGCGUUGCCAAAAUAUUCAACUUGGUAUUCUUUACUCUGACUGCUGCUUCUGCUGUACUCUUUACAAUUUUCUUUGUUGUGUUUGGUGCUAAAUUAUUCUUUACCUUGAAGGUGGCAAACAAUUUGUCCAUUUUCCAGAUCAAAUUUACCAAGUUUGUCAUGUUCCUUGUUGUGACAUUUACAAUUGUUUUCAUUGAAAUGAUUUUCAUUAUUGUCGAAUAUGGAUCUCAUAGAGUGGUCUUUGGAUUAUUCUAUCGAUCGAUUAACUUUAAUACCCUCGAUUUGACCAUGUGCGUGUUGGUUUCUGGAAUUAUCUAUCAAAUGACUAGCAAUGUGGAAUUCAAACAAAUUUAUUGUCCAUGCAUGAAAGAUAACACCUUUAAGAAAUAUCAAGAUUACAUUUCAAGAAAGAGUGGAAAAUUCAAAAAGGUCAAUACUGAAGUUGAAGACAUUGAAGAAGGCUCCAUAGCUUCUGAAACUCAAGCUGGAGCUGCCUAUUCAUUUGUUCCUUCCGAUGAGAGCACCUCACUGGCGAGAAAUAAUUAUCAUUAA
Messenger RNA from Naegleria fowleri, 2616 nucleotides. RefSeq lists its product as uncharacterized. The coding region runs from base 1 to 2616 and encodes 871 amino acids. The record is from RefSeq and is a predicted model, not a curated record. The transcript is spliced from 3 exons. NCBI's taxonomy places the organism in Eukaryota, Heterolobosea, Eutetramitea, Acrasida, Naegleriidae.